CGGCGACAAGUUACCGAUACGGCUCUCGUCUACAUAACGCCACGUUCACAAUCUUCCAGACGGAAGUACCCUCUUAGAUUCGCUAGAUGAUUACGGCUACGGCAAGGAUAUUUUAGUCAUCACGCAUUUAAAACACGCUAAAUAUCUAAACCGGAGUCUUGUCCGUUGAAGAACCUCAUAUCUCACUUCUCCUCUCUCUUCCUAUCAUCUCCGGCGGCGCCACCAUGGCUAUGGUUCUUGGAAAUUUAGCUUUAUUACUAGAAGUGGUUUCGCCUCGACCCGUAAUUCCGGACCGGAAAACCCGCCCGGUAGCUAUAGACGUUGUUUUGAACCUUCCGAAGAGGGAUCCUUAUACCUAUGCUGCUUCUCUGGCCGGCAAGAGCUUCGAAUCAGAUGGCGAAGCGAGGAGUCAAAGAGUAGUGGCGAGAGCAAAAGCGAAUUCCAAAGUGAACGGCGUGGAUUUCGAUAGCGAUGAAGAGAACGGGAAUGGGAACGGAGAGGGAGAAGAGGAGUAUGAUUGGGAGAAGGAGAUGAGGAAGAGAGUAAAGGAGAUUGAGGAGAUGAGGGAGUUAGAGAAGAAGGCGGAAGAGUUGCAAAGCAAAGCGGAGGACAGUGAAAGUGAGGAUCGAGAGGAGACUGAAGAAGAGAAGAAGAUGAGAGUGAGAAAAGAGCUUGAAAAGGUGGCUCAGGAGCAGGCAGAAAGGAGAGCAACAGCUCAGUUGAUGUUUGAAUUGGGGCAAAAGGCUUAUGGAAAGGGCAUGUAUUCACGGGCCAUUGAGUUUCUUGAAGCCGCACUCACAAUCAUUCCAAGGUCCACUUUUUUUGGUGGUGAGAUUCAAAUAUGGCUAGCCAUGGCUUAUGAGGCUAAUAACCGCCAUGCAGAUUGCAUUGCUCUCUAUCAGCAAUUAGAAAAGCAGCACCCUAGUGUCAGUAUCCGACGCCAAGCUGCGGAUCUUCGCUACAUUUUGCAAGCACCUAAGCUCAAGAUAUCCCAGGAAGAGAUGGUUACCAUUCCGCUGAUUGGUUCGAGUUAUGACAGCUACGCAGCAACAUGGAGUGGCAAACACAAGGACAAGGAUCAAAGGAGAAGUGGAUCAACAACCAAUCAACUUCCAUCAUCAAGGGACUAUUUAGGGGACUUUCUGGUGUGGCGGCCUCCAACUGGACUUGAGAAAAACCGAACGUUUUGGUUAGCUUUAACAUUAUGGAUGGGCUUAGUUGGAGCUGCCCUCUUUCUACAAAGAUGAAUCGUACAAAAUAGACGCUACAUUGUAAUUGUUGGUUGUAAUUGUUGGCUGUAAUGUGUCCAUUCGAUUGUUUAUGUGUUGUCAAAGUAUCAUUAAGCCAUACGUAUAAAGCAGAAAGAAAUGUCGUUGAUUAGUUUUACACCUGAACCUCUAUUUUAAGGUAAUUUUCUUUUGUGUUCA
This is a messenger RNA of Hevea brasiliensis (rubber tree), 1427 nucleotides long. RefSeq lists its product as uncharacterized. Lineage: Eukaryota; Viridiplantae; Streptophyta; Magnoliopsida; Malpighiales; Euphorbiaceae. The transcript has 4 exons. Bases 225 to 1247 code for a protein of 340 amino acids. Gene Ontology annotation, molecular function: protein binding. The record is from RefSeq and is a predicted model, not a curated record. Gene Ontology annotation, cellular component: chloroplast thylakoid membrane.